AUGGACGUCAACGGUUCGUCGGCGUCGCCCAGCUGGGCCGAAUACGCGUCCUCGAAGCUGCCGUCAUCGGACUCGACCACCAACUCGGCCUUCUACCUGUUGGCGCUGCUAGCUGUGGUCUCCGUCUUCGCGGCACCGAUCCGGAACAGGCUCCGGAGCGUCGAGAUCUACCCGGUCAUCAACACGACCAAGGAGGAGUACCUCAAAGAAGGCAAAGCCCUCCUCGCCAGGGGCGCCAAGGAGCACAACGGCAAGCCCUUCCGAGUGUACACGGGCCAGGGCACCCUCACGGUGCUGGCGCCCGAGUUCGUGCACGAGGUGAAGAACGAUGAAAGGCUGAGCUCGACCGAGUUCCUGCUGGCCUACUGGCAGGCCGGGACGCCGGGGUUCGAGCCGUACAUCAGCUCCGGGAGCGAGUUGAUUCGCGAGAUGAUACGAACACGCCUGACACCGGGCGACGUCGCCAAGCUAUCACAGCCCCUUGCAGACGAAGCAGCCGAUGCUCUCCGAGACGUCUUUACCGACGAUGAAGAAUGGCACGAAAUAACCCUCGCCUCGGCGAUCCCGCAAAUCGUCGCCCGCGUCUCGGCGCUCGUCUUCCUCGGCCCCGAACUCUGCCGCGACCCGGUCUGGCUCGACAUCACGAUCAACUACCCGAGCAAAGCCAUGGCCGCCGCCAAGGUGCUGCGGUCCUACCCGUCGCCGAUCCGCCGCCUCGUGCACUGGUUCCUCCCCUGCUGCCGCGAGCUCCGGCGGAUGCUCCGCACGGCGCGCCUGGCCAUCGAGCCGAUCCAGCGGCGGCGGCGGGAGCAGGAGACCGGGGCGGGCAGUGCGGCGUCCGACAACGCGCUGGCGUGGAUCGAGAAGCUGGCGAGCAGGCAGAGAGACACGACGGCGCAAACGGCGGCGUUCCAGCAGCUGGGGCUGUCGAUCCUCGCCAACGCGUCGUCCACGGACCUGAUCUCGCAGAACAUCCUGGACCUGUGCCGCAACCCGGAGCUGACCGAGCCGCUGAGGGACGAAGUCCUGCGGGAGACCAGUGGCGGGUGGAAGACGUCGUCAGUGUACGGGCUCAGGCUCAUGGACAGCGUGUUGAAGGAGACGCUGCGGCUGAAGCCCAUCGCGUCAGUUGCCCUUGGACGCCGAGUCAUGGAGGACGGAGUGAGACUGAGCGAUGGUAGCAUGCUCCCAAGGACGACGGGCGUGGCCGUAUCCUCGGCCAAGAUGUGGGAUCCCGAGAUCUACCCGCGGCCCGAGACGUUUGACGGGUACCGCUUCCUUCGCAUGCGCGAGUCCGGCAACAACGAGCACGUCGCCCAGCUCGCCAGCGUGUCGCCGGAGCACCUCGGGUUCGGACUCGGGCCACACGCGUGUCCCGGCCGGUUCCUGGGCUCGAACUCCGCCAAGCUGAUCAUGGCGUACAUCCUGCUCCGGUACGAGUUCAAGCUGGCCGACGACAUCGACGCGGCGGCGGUCGAUCCAGUGCGGUUCGGGUUCUCGACGUUGGCGAAUCCCAGAGCCAAGGUUUGGAUCAGACGAAGGAAGGAUACUGCGUAA
Messenger RNA from Colletotrichum higginsianum IMI 349063, 1557 nucleotides. Its product is annotated as Cytochrome p450 monooxygenase. Bases 1 to 1557 code for a protein of 518 amino acids. Gene Ontology annotation, molecular function: iron ion binding; monooxygenase activity; heme binding. Lineage: Eukaryota; Fungi; Ascomycota; Sordariomycetes; Glomerellales; Glomerellaceae. The record is from RefSeq and is a predicted model, not a curated record. The transcript is spliced from 5 exons.